AUGCUUCGGCUGCUGAGCUCUCUCCUUCUUGUGGCCCUUGCCUCAGGCUGUGGUCGGCCUGCCUUCCAUCCCUCAGCCCGUGUUGUCAAUGGAGAGGAUGCUGUCCCCUACAGCUGGCCCUGGCAGGUCUCCCUGCAGUAUGAGAAGAAUGGAGAGUUCCACCACACCUGUGGUGGCAGCCUCAUCGCCCCUGACUGGGUCAUGACCGCCGGCCACUGCAUCUCGAGCUCUAUGACCUACCAGGUGGUGUUGGGCGAGUACGACCGUGCUGAGAAAGAAGGCCCUGAACAGGUGAUCCCCAUCAACUCCGAGGACCUCUUUGUGCACCCACUCUGGAACCCCAACUGUGUGGCCUGCGGCAAUGACAUCGCCCUCAUCAAGCUCUCACGCAGUGCUCAGUUGACUGACAGUGUCCAGCUUGCCUGCCUGCCUCCCGCUGGUGACAUCCUGCCUAACGAAGCCCCCUGUUACAUCAGCGGCUGGGGUCGCCUCUACACUGGUGGACCUCUCCCAGACAAGCUGCAACAGGCUCUGCUGCCCGUGGUGGACCAUGCUACAUGCACCAAGUGGGACUGGUGGGGCAGCGCCCUGAAGAACACCAUGGUGUGUGCUGGUGGUGACAUCCGUUCUGGCUGCAAUGGUGACUCUGGAGGACCCCUCAACUGCCCUGCUGCUGAUGGUUCCUGGCAGGUCCAUGGCGUGACCAGCUUUGUGUCUGCCUUUGGCUGUAACACCCGCAAGAAGCCCACGGUGUUCACGCGAGUGUCUGCCUUCAAUGACUGGAUCAAGGAAACCAUGGCAAGCCACUAA
This is a messenger RNA of Suncus etruscus (white-toothed pygmy shrew), 810 nucleotides long. It is a transcript of the gene CELA3B, whose product is annotated as chymotrypsin like elastase 3B. The transcript has 8 exons. The record is from RefSeq and is a predicted model, not a curated record. Lineage: Eukaryota; Metazoa; Chordata; Mammalia; Eulipotyphla; Soricidae. Bases 1 to 810 code for a protein of 269 amino acids. Gene Ontology annotation, molecular function: serine-type endopeptidase activity. Gene Ontology annotation, biological process: proteolysis.